Messenger RNA from Scaptodrosophila lebanonensis, 2342 nucleotides. RefSeq names its product carnitine O-palmitoyltransferase 2, mitochondrial (gene CPT2). Gene Ontology annotation, molecular function: carnitine O-palmitoyltransferase activity. Gene Ontology annotation, cellular component: mitochondrion. Gene Ontology annotation, biological process: fatty acid beta-oxidation. Bases 73 to 2088 code for a protein of 671 amino acids. The transcript is spliced from 4 exons. Lineage: Eukaryota; Metazoa; Arthropoda; Insecta; Diptera; Drosophilidae. The record is from RefSeq and is a predicted model, not a curated record.
AGUCGUCGUUGUCGUGCUAUUUAGUGCAGUUUGUGUUUCCUUUACGAUCAAUUAAGGAAGAAUAACUUCAAAAUGUUAAAGCUAAAUCUGCAAAGAAAGAGCGCCAACAUUGGCAACUUGCUGCUCAGCCGCAGUGCAACAACGACAACCACCCACGGCAGUCAUUAUCAGUAUCUGCAGCGCUCCAAGCUCCCCACCAUGUACUUCCAGCGUUCACUGCCCCGCCUCCCUGUCCCGUUGCUGGAGAAGACUUGUGAGCGUUUCCUCACGGCUGUGCAGCCAAUACUGACGUCGACAGAGCAUAGCGCCACGCAACAGGUGGUGGAGGAGUUCCGCCAGGGCGUGGGAAUGGAACUGCAUGCCAGGCUGAAGCAGAGCGAUGAGGCCAACAAACACACCAGCUAUAUAUCGAAGCCUUGGUUCGACAUGUAUCUGAGCGAUCGUGCCCCACUGCCGCUUAACUAUAACCCGCUAUUGGUGCUGAAAAGUGAUACUCGGCCGCAGUAUCAGCAACAGUUGGUGCGCGCCACAAAUCUGAUCAUCAGUUCGUUGCGUUUCUGGCGUUCCCUGCAAGCUGACUUGCUUGAGCCCGAAGUCUAUCACAUGAAUUCCAAGAAGAGCGACACACCCGCCUAUCGACGCUGGAUGUCUGUUGCCCCUAAAGCCUUCGCCACCUACGCCUCAUAUGCAUUUAAAGCCUUCCCGCUGGACAUGAGUCAGUAUAACCAAUUGUUUGGCACCUCUCGCAUCCCCAGGAUAGGCAAAGAUGAGCUCGUGCAGUCGCCAAACUCGAAGCACAUAUUGGUGAUGAGACGUGGAUAUAUGUACGCUGUGAAUGUUUUGGACAGCAGUGGAUAUAUCGAAAGUCCCAGUGUUAUUUUGGGUCGCCUGCAGGCCGUCCUUAAGCAGGAUGCAGAGCGAGAGCCGACCGAUGUACCACUAGGGGUGCUAACCACUGCCCAACGUGAUGAGUGGGCGCGAGCGAGGGCGCAUUUCGUAAGCAGCAGCAAGAAUGCGGAUUUGCUGGAACGUGAAGUGGAUUCGGCGCUGUUCUGCGUCUGCCUAGACAGCGCUGAGGAUGGUGUGUUUGAUGAGGCGAACCAAGUACCGCUGCUUAAACAUUUGCUGGCCGGCAAAGCACAAAAUCGCUGGUUUGACAAAUCCAUUUCGCUGCUCAUCUGCGCUGAUGGUACGACGGCCGUAAAUUUCGAGCACUCUUGGGGUGAUGGUGUUGCCGUUUUGCGGUACUUCAACGAGCUGUACAAGGACACGUUACAGCAGCCGUAUGUGGACACCGCAACCGUGCCUACGCCUGCCAUUGGAGCCAACAUUGUGCGCGCUCUGAACUUUGAAUUUGACGACACCACACGUGGCGCUGUGGCUGCCGCCUACGCUCAAAACGCGAGCAUUGUGGAUAGCCUGGAGAUGAAUUUGUUGCGCUAUCCGCAGCUUAACAAGGGCGCUUGCAAGCGUUACGGUCUCAGCCCUGACUCCAUAAUGCAGCUAUCCUUUCAACUGGCUUAUCGCCAGGCCUUCGAUCGAUAUGUCGGCACCUAUGAGUCAUGCAGCACGUCGGCUUUCCGCCACGGCCGCACUGAAACCAUGCGACCAUGCACCCUGGCCACGAAGGCGUUCUGUGAGGCAGUGUUGCAGCCAGCUCAGAGGCAGCCAAGUGCGUCGGAAUUACGCGCCAUGAUAGACAAAUGCAGCAGCGUCCAUGGACAGCUGACUAAGGAGGCGGCCAUGGGACAGGGCUUUGAUAGGCAUUUAUUUGCAUUAAAGAACAUCGCUCAGCUAGAGGGCUUAUCUCUGCCCAAACUCUAUGAGACUGAAGCCUAUAAGCGCAUCAACUAUAAUAUUAUAAGUACUUCGACGUUAGGCUCGGAUGCACUGCUCGCCGGAUCAUUUGGACCGGUGGUUAGGGAUGGUCUAGGCAUUGGCUACUCCAUUCAGAAUGAUUUCGCCGGCGCCGUUGUGACCUCUUAUAAGAAUCAGGCGAAGGGCAAGGAGUUUGUGGAUAGUCUGGAAAAUGCCUUUAAUAAAAUACGCGCCAUCAUCGAACAGAGCAGCAGUGGCAGAAGGAAGUAGUAGUCCUCUUUAAUGGGACAUAGUUUCAAGAAUAUUCAGCAUUCAGGAUUACAUUACCCACAAAAGAUUUUCUGUAUUACUAUAGCAAUUAUGAUGCCAAGCAUUAGAAUCCUUAAUUUAUAGCCCGAAACUCUUUACUUUAUUGCAUUCUUUUCUCUCCGUCUAAAAGCCAUAAUCAUAAGCCCGCAAAGCUUAGCGUAGAACUUUGCAAUGCGAAUGCGAUAAUAAAAAUGAAAGGAAUAUAAAAUAACAAA